Molecule: messenger RNA, 2361 nt
Organism: Oldenlandia corymbosa var. corymbosa
Lineage: Eukaryota; Viridiplantae; Streptophyta; Magnoliopsida; Gentianales; Rubiaceae
Source: the annotation of a GenBank genome assembly
UUCUACUGCUCCUGGUUAUGUCUUGAGCAAGAACUUGGACUGCCUAUAAUGGGCUAAGAAUUCAUUUGGUUACUUUUUACCAGAUUUUCAGCCCGUUUCCUUAAACUAUCUUCGGCCCAUGAUGAAUGGUUUACUGUUCAGAAAAAUAAUUCAAGAAAAGCAUUUCUCUGUUCUCAUCCCAGCUGUUUCAUGUGAAAGGUUAUACAGUAUCUUUUCUUUUUUCAUGUCAAUUUUUUUUUUUUUUUUUCUAAGAAAAGGAGCAUGAGAUCCAGAACAUGAAUUCAAAACAAGUUAUGUCUUUGUUUUGAAUUUCCAAACACAGAUGACCCAAUAAUUUCCCUUAUUUUUUUUUUGCACCUGUAAAUUUUUCUGGUAAAAAGUAUAUACAAAAUUGACUGGAAAUUGUCUGUAGUCUGCAUUCCUUUUAUUUUCAGACUUGCUAUAAUUCGAAGAAAAAAGUUGCCGAAAUGGGGUAAAUAUUAUUCAGGAAAAAAAUAGAGAUCAAAGUAUUAGUACUAUUUCCAAAUUCCAAAAGCUGUAUUGUCGUUUUCUCCUCCAAACGUACAUUCUCCACUGUUAAGUAAUUAAACACUCCGAUAAAAUUCGAGGCAGGCGAUAAAUUUAGUUCUCCCCAAAUCCCAGAAAGGAUCCAAAGAAUUGAAGUUGCUCUCAUCGCAUUGAUGAUCUUCACUGAAGAUCGCGAUUCAAAGAAAGAAUCUUGAAUCUUGAUCUUCACUCAAGAGAAAGCAAAAGUUUGUCUAGUGGGAGUGGCUGACUCAGAAAUAAAAAGGGAAGAAAAAAUUGGCAUCUUUUAAGGAGGGGCAUGGAGGUACUGUUGAUGAGGAAGAAUUGAAGGUGAUGGGGAGGGAGAUCUCAGCAUUGUUACAGCCCAGGAGCCUUUUCUUCUUGUUGGUCGCUUUGGUUCUCAUCUUUUUGGCUCUCUCCUUCUCUCAACAGGAUGAGAAAGAGAAGGUCGAAGAAGUGUAUGAAAUUACUCACCGGGUCUUUCUGGAUGUUGACAUAGAUAAACAACGUGCAGGGAGGAUUGUGAUUGGCUUGUAUGGCGAAGUUGUUCCAAAAACAGUAGAAAAUUUUAGGGCUUUGUGCACUGGGGAAUUGGGCAAGGCCAGCAAUGGAAAACCUCUCCAUUAUAAGGGAACACCAUUUCAUCGAAUUAUACCUGGAUUCAUGAUUCAGGGUGGAGAUAUUGUAUAUGGCAAUGGGAAGGGAAAUAUGUCUAUUUUUGGGGGCACUUUCCGCGAUGAAAAUUUCAAGAUAAAACACUCCCAUGCAGGUUUUCCUAAUGUUAAAUUUCUGGGAAUAUACUUAAUAUUUAUUGCUUUGGCGGCUAAUGGUCGUUAAAGUGACAACUAUUUGAGGCGAUUCCCAUAUUUUUUACAGGCAUUGUUUCGAUGGUAAAUUCCGGGCCUGAUUCCAAUGGAUGCCAAUUCUUCAUUACCACUGUCAAGACUAGCUGGUAAAAUUUUCUUACUCUGUAUUGUGGUUGAUGUUUAAGAUUUUGGGAUUCUCUGACUGCUUAGUGUAUAGUCUCAAUUGUGCCGUGACCCAAUUGGGGCAACAAUCCAGUGUUCUCUUUUGGAUACAUUGCUAGUUGAGAAAGAUGGAUAUAUAAUCUUACGAUUUCCUGCUUUGAACUUCGUAACUCAAAUUUCAAUCGCGCCAAGCUUGGUUUCUUUGUCUAGUUCACUUCACUUCAGAGUCUCUUUUAAUGCACUUCCACCUUGGUGGAUCGUUUAACAGAAAAUGUUGAAUUAUUUUUGGGAUGCAGGCUGGAUGGGGAGCAUGUUGUGUUCGGAAAAGUGAUAGAAGGGAUGGAUACUGUGUUUGCAAUAGAAGGGGGAGCUGGAACAUAUAGUGGAAAACCUAGGAAGAAAGUGAUAAUUGUGGAUUCCGGAGAGAUACCAAAGAGCCAGUGGGAUGAGCUUAAUAGUAGUAGUAGUACUAAUACUGCAGCAACUUCCACUUCAUCAGGAUGAUGACUAGCUGAAUUUUUGAGUUCUGGAACUAACAGAUAACUAUAUAUGACCUAAAUUGUCCAAAAGGAGCAGAAAAAGGAGAGGCCAUUUCAGUAUUUGACUGUCUGGUAGCAUUGUUUUUCAUUGAAUUGUAGCACCAUAGUUCAUCUUAUGCUACCUUGGGCUGGGAAAAUUGUUAAAUCCACAUUUCUUUACCAUAUGCCUCAAUUAAACCAUGAGUAUUUACAUCUUAUGUAUGACAGUUGAAAUGAAAUUACAGAUUAAAAGACAAAAAAUGCGACAUUCUGUGAAGUACACCCACCUUAAUCAAUAUACUGUUGUUGAAUAUGCAGUAUGUUUUUGCAGCAUACAAAGGAAUAUUUAA